CACGUUCUACGGGACCACUGAUGACAGAAGACUCACCGAAGAGCAAACAAUCCCCGCAUCUCUUCGUGACACGUCUUCUUUAACGAGAGUACUUUGUUUUUUGGCACUCGGACGCCCUGAUCUUGAAGAUCACUGGGAGUCACUGCAAUCCAAAGAAGGAUUUGAGGACGUGAGGAAAAAGCUGUGCUCCAUCCUGUCCAACACUAUCUCUGUAGCGAGCCUGCUUCUCGCGACAAAUGCUGUUUUCGUGUCCACAGGUUCUCCUGUAUCUUACUUUAACUAUUCCUCACCUGCAACCUAUUUCCUGCUCUUUAUGUCACUCAUGCUGGCCAUGAUUGCAGUGAUGACAUCUGGUUUGAGCAUGAUUCGCUGGCUACACACUGAUCGGCAGUGGACUCGAGAACAACUUAGGACAGGCGGCUACUUCCUCUUUCCCUACCUGUUAUCGAUCAUCAUGCCCAUAGUAUUUGUUGGCCUGUCCCUGAAUUGUUUCAUAUUCGCGAUGUUGAUAGCAGGCUUUAACUUCCAAAAUACUGUCUGCCGCGUCAUCACCGCGCUCUGGCUAGUCAUGUAUGCCAUCUGCAUUGGGGCAACAUUGACGGAAUUCGCGUGGAGGUAUGCGAAAGGCCUCAAAUCACAAUGAUCCAGACACCAUCGGGAGUUUCUACUUUUAUUUUUCGCCUUUUUCCCGUGUUGGAAUCUUUAGCGCUUGUAUGGAUGUACA
Suillus fuscotomentosus is the source of this 724-nucleotide messenger RNA. RefSeq lists its product as uncharacterized. NCBI's taxonomy places the organism in Eukaryota, Fungi, Basidiomycota, Agaricomycetes, Boletales, Suillaceae. The record is from RefSeq and is a predicted model, not a curated record. The transcript is spliced from 4 exons. The coding region runs from base 314 to 643 and encodes 109 amino acids.